CUCUGUUUCUUAGAACUGGAUUCUCAGAACUGGAUUCUCAGAACUGGUGAUGCACAGAGUUUCGAGGAAACUUUUACAAGGUUGUGACAGCAUGGCCACGACUACAGAUGACUGUGUUCAGUUCACACGCCAUGCAGGUGACGUUCUGCUCAACUUCAACCGUCUCCGCAGCAGGAACAUCCUGACCGAUGUCUCCAUACAGGUGGACGGACAGGUUUUUCGUGCUCACAAGGCCAUCCUAGUAGCUUGCAGCGGUUUCUUCUAUUCCGUGUUCAUGGAUCCUGAGAAUGCAAACCUCAGUGCCAUCAGCUUAGAUCCCAAAUUAGACCCCAAAGCUUUCUCCAUCCUGCUAGAUUUCAUGUACACAUCCUGUCUGAACCUUAAUGACACUGUGGUUGUGACCACCAUGAAUACAGCUAUCUACCUGCAUAUGGAACAUGUGGCCAACACCUGCCACAGGUUCAUUAAGUCCAGGAGCAAGACUCUGAGUUUGCAGAGUGAGGAGGUACAGAGCAACUCUCCACAUCUGGCUGAAGAAAUUUCUGCUUUAAGGCCUGACUAUGGAAACAACUGCACAUCAAACAUACCCCCUCCCCAGGAGUCCAGGGUCUACAUCCCCAAUGUUUUUAGGGGGAUCAACACCUCUGGCUCCUAUCAUGUCUAUGGUGACGUCCAUAUUGCUGCUGAGAAAUUAGAAGGUUCUCAGAACAUUAGAUGCUCACUGGUACCCAGUAUCAACAUGGCUCACAAUGAGUCCAACGCCAUUGUUUCCCACUCACUCCCAUCCCAUGUCAGUUACCUCCCCACUAUCAUCUCCCCAGCAGUAGCCCAUGGUAGCUUUCGAGGUCCUGUUGCGCCAAUGGAUGAAGACAGCAUUCAGCAUCCACAAGCCAACUGUGUAAGACGGUCCCCAGGCUUUAGCAAAGGGGUCAUUUGUAGCCCCCAAAGCCCCCUUAGAUCUGACUGCCAGCCAAACUCACCCACUGAGUCCAGCAGCAGCAGAAAUGCAAGCAUGAUCCUCACACAGCCAUCAGACUGCCCUAAAGAUGCCAAGGCCCGCAACUGGAAGAAGUACAAAUUCAUUGUUAUGAACCAAACUUCUGAUGAGAAUGGAAAGGAGGGUCAAGGAAACAGCGCUGAUGCUGCUGGAGCUGCGUCCCCUACACUGAGCCCCGGCAAGAGCGGUGCGGCGGGCGGAAACACUGAUGUCCAGGCAGAAGAAGGAGCCGGUGACCAUCAGGAAGAAAUGCCCAGGUCUCAGAGUGUGGACAGCACAAGCUGCAGCAGUGUUAGCAACAACAGAUGCUCUACAUGUGGCUGUGACAGCCCUCAGUGCAUGCAAGCAGGUCACCUUUCUCCUGACUCACACAGCAAAGAUGAAACCACCAAGCUACAUUCAGAUUAUUCCUCCUCCAGCUGUGAAAACAGCAGUUACAUCUGCAACGGGUGUGACUCAAAGUUCUCAGACGAAGAUUCCCUCAAAGACCACAUGGUCCAGAUCCACAGUAACAAGCCAUACAAGUGUGACUGCUGCCAGGCUGCCUUCCGCUACAAGGGCAACCUCGCCAGCCACAAGACUGUUCAUACAGGUGCAAAGCCAUACCACUGCAACAUCUGUGGAGCUCAGUUCAACCGACCAGCCAAUCUCAAGACCCAUGCUCGUAUCCACUCGGGAGAAAAGCCAUACAAGUGUGAAACAUGUGGUUCCCGAUUUGUCCAGGUGGCCCAUCUUCGUGCCCAUGUGUUAAUUCACACAGGAGAGAAACCGUACCCUUGUGAGAUCUGUGGAACGCACUUCCGUCACCUUCAGACACUCAAGAGCCACAUGCGCAUUCAUACCGGAGAGAAGCCUUAUCAUUGUGAAAAAUGUGACCUCCACUUCAGACACAAGAGUCAGCUGAGGCUUCAUCUGCGACAGAAGCACGGUGCCGUCACUAACACCAAGGCUCAGUAUCGCAGGUCUCCUGGCAACAUCAUUACAGGCCUGGUGAACUCCUGCUGAGCCUGCUGCAGAUCUUUGUGUGUCAGAUUUUUUUUUUUUAUUCUCUUUUUUUCACCAGCCAGCAUGCUGUUAAGAUUCUAUUUUUUCUAAACACAACCAGAGAUUUUCUUUGCCCUGUAUAUGUAUAUGAUGCACAUACUUUAUGGAUGCUGUCUGUGAAUGUUUAAGAACAGAAUGUACUUUGUUUUUUUAAUGUGAAUUGAAGUAUUUCCUAUAUAUGGCAAAUUACUCAACACAGUGUCUGAAUUGAAGGACAGCCCUCGUUUUCGUACAUAUUGAGAAUCACUGUUACACUUUUGCUUCAGUUGUAGAGAUGAGUUUGCCCAUUAAUGUGGUUUUUGCAGUCUUAUGCCAUUAUUUUCCCUAAGGCUCGUCUGUAAAUAAGAUAAUAUAUAUUUUAAAGUUGCCAUCUGCUGGCAGAGUACGAAUAUAUUUGCAUUAAGAAGAUUUUUCUUAAUGCAGUAAGCUUUACCGGCUGUCAGUAGGACAGGGGUUUGUUAUUUUGUCAUGUCAUAGUUUGUGGUACAUGAUGCAAUAAGCAUAGAUUGUCAAUCAUUUAAGCAGUUUUUAUUGUACAGUUUUGGUUUCUUCAAUUAUUUCUGGGUUAAUGGGGGUUUUUUUUGCACAUACACAUGAAGCUGUAAUUCCUAGAUUUUCUUACUUUUAUUUGUGUAUUUCUACUUAAAAUGUUGAAGCAGCUUGUUAAACUCAGUUCUCGGCACUUGUAUUAUUUAUAUAUUUUUAUUUUUCUUGGCUGAAUUCUCUUACAUUUGGUGCUGCAUUGAUCCGUUUGUCUCUGCAGGAUCAUUAAACUUUGAUAAUCCUUUUACCUUGUGUGUCAUAGUUCAAUCAGACUAACCAGUUUAAUCAUAGUGCCUUACAUUCACAUGCUUCUGUGAGCUGCUUUCACCGACUAGCGAUUAAGGCAUUUUACUGUCAACAAUACAGCUGCUGAAAAGAAUUGCUUUUGUGAUGCAGUUCCCAUUUUCGCAUUUGGUACUUUGCCCUGUUAUUAUGUGAAAGCAUGUCAAGGUACUGUUGAUUUGAAAGCUUCUGUUCUGUGUAGCUCUUUAAAUGCAAACACCAGGCCUAAAACUCAAACACUCAGGAAUAUUUCUAAUAUGUAAGCAAAUGUCUGUAACUGCAGAUUAUGCAUAUGUUAUACAUGCAUACAUAUAUAUUAAAAACACAAAAUAAAAAUGUAUA
Messenger RNA from Archocentrus centrarchus (flier cichlid), 3208 nucleotides. RefSeq names its product BCL6A transcription repressor b (gene bcl6ab). NCBI's taxonomy places the organism in Eukaryota, Metazoa, Chordata, Actinopteri, Cichliformes, Cichlidae. Gene Ontology annotation, molecular function: RNA polymerase II cis-regulatory region sequence-specific DNA binding; DNA-binding transcription factor activity, RNA polymerase II-specific; protein binding. The transcript is spliced from 9 exons. Gene Ontology annotation, biological process: regulation of transcription by RNA polymerase II. The record is from RefSeq and is a predicted model, not a curated record. The coding region runs from base 50 to 2002 and encodes 650 amino acids.